Pleuronectes platessa (European plaice) is the source of this 4603-nucleotide messenger RNA. RefSeq names its product zinc finger and BTB domain containing 2b (gene zbtb2b). Gene Ontology annotation, cellular component: nucleus. Gene Ontology annotation, molecular function: DNA-binding transcription factor activity, RNA polymerase II-specific; protein binding; RNA polymerase II cis-regulatory region sequence-specific DNA binding. Gene Ontology annotation, biological process: regulation of transcription by RNA polymerase II. NCBI's taxonomy places the organism in Eukaryota, Metazoa, Chordata, Actinopteri, Pleuronectiformes, Pleuronectidae. The coding region runs from base 169 to 1752 and encodes 527 amino acids. The record is from RefSeq and is a predicted model, not a curated record. The transcript has 3 exons.
ACCGACGGACGGACGACCCUCUCCGCCGCCGACGAAUGCUGCGUUCGCGAGGAGGAGCGGUACAAGCUGCUGCUGCGAGCCCAGAGAGGACGGACGAGUCCCCGGUGACAAAACCCCUACACACGGCGGCGACGCUCCACGGAUCUCCGCGGAGAAGCAGGUUGAAGAAUGGAGUUGGCCAACCAUGGUCUUAUCCUGCUGCAGCAGCUUAACGCUCAGAGGGAGUUUGGCUUCCUGUGCGACUGCACUGUGGCUAUCGGAGAUGUCUUCUUCAAAGCCCACAAAGCCGUCCUCGCUGCCUUCUCCAACUACUUCAGGAUGCUCUUCAUUCACCAGGACAGUGACUGUGUGCGCCUAAAGGCUGCCGACAUCCAACCAGACAUCUUCAGCUACCUCCUCAACCUGAUGUACACAGGCAAGCUGGCUCCCCAGCUGAUCGACCCUGCACGGCUGGAGCAGGGAGUCCGAUUCCUGCACGCCUACCCUCUCCUGCAGGAGGCAAGCCAGUCAGUGUAUUCACAACGCGAGCAAAGCAUCAACCUCUCCACCUCCCUCUAUGGCAUCCAGAUCUCUGACCAGCAGGUGGCGCUGUCAGCCAGACUUGCCUCUCGGCGGCAGAUCUCCUCUCCCUUAGAUGUCGAUCAGCUCAUGUCAGAGGGGAAGUUUCCAUCCAUGUCGGCGGCCACAGCUUCGUACGGCAACUCCUCGCCAUCCAAGAUGCUUUCCUCGCCUAUAGACAUGGAGGCCUCGACCAGUGGCGCUAAGCCUGAUGGUGAGGAGGGUGGAGCCAGCAUGCUGACUGGAGAUGGUUCCUUGGUCAAUGCCAUCCUCCAUGUUAAGCCCAGCAUCAUGAAGAGGAACGCCUCCUUUAGAAAGCAUUAUUCCUGUCACAUGUGCAGGAGCCGAUUCACCCAGAGAAGCCUGCUGAGAGAGCACCUCCUGCAGCACAGCCUAGCUGUUCAGCAGAGCCUGACUGAGCCCAGUAACGCACUCUCACCUGUCAUGUCGAUUGAACACAGCAUGUUGGAGGUAGAGGGGAUCCUUAGGGGAAGCAAGCCAGGUUCAAGUGCCUCCGCUGCCAGUACGGCGGUCGAGAUAAUCAGUGACAACGAGCAAACGCCUGUUUCAGGCACCAACUCAGACUCUCCCCGAGCAGAGGUGUCCACAUCCAGCUGGGGGGUGGGGGGAAUGAAUCAUCAGGCAGACACACCCCCUCCAUCAGACAUUGCGGACAUCGACAACCUGGAGAGCGCCGACUUGGACCGGGAGGUGAAGCGGCGGAAGUACGAAUGCUCCACCUGCGGCCGCAAGUUCAUCCAGAAGAGCCACUGGCGCGAACACAUGUACAUCCACACGGGAAAGCCCUUCAAAUGCAGCGCCUGUGGCAAGAGCUUCUGCCGGGCCAACCAGGCAGCGCGUCACGUGUGCCUGAACCAGGGCGCCGACACCUACACCAUGGUGGACCGACAGAGCAUGGAGCUGUGCUCAGCAGGAGAUGACAGCAGCCAGAUGGAGGCCAUGUUCUUGGGCUCAGCAAAGCCUUAUAAGUGUAACAUUUGUGCGACCACCUUCUCCAGCCCCAAUGAGGUGAUCAAGCACCUGUGCUUCACCCAGGGGGGAUUAGUGGGUCUUCAGGGAGACGCAGGAAUGCUGCUCCAACAGGAAGAUCUGUCUAAAGAUGAAGGCUCUGAUGCUUCCAACUCUGGCACCCAGCUAGAACCCAUUAAGACUGAGGAGAUCCUCGUAGAGUAGUGCCAAAACUGUGUUUCUGUCCUUUUUAACAUGUUUAUCUUCUAAAUUAUGGUUAAUACGUAAGCUAAAGCUAGUCAGGGUAUGUAUGAUGGAGGUUCUCGAGCUAAUAAUUAAAGUUUUUUUUGGUUUUGAGUACAGUAUUUUUUUGUUUAUUUGAUCCUGUGUUUGAAAUGUUAAUGGGUUCAUCAGCAUCAUAAAGAAAAGCUAAUACAAAUCACAUUUGGCUCAAUGUUAAGCUAAACCCCAGCAAGGGAGAUGAAAGUGUUUCCUCUCGUCGUUUUAGAGUCUCUGCACACGUAGACGUUCUGUACAAAAGGAAGAGGAAACGGAGACAGUUCCGGAAGAGAAGGCAUGUUGUGAGAUGAGUUGGCGUUUGUGGAGAGGAAACUUCUAACAAAAACCCACUCGAGCUGAACAGGACAGCUGUUUCUCUAUGGUUGUAUUCAGCGACGGUUCUGCACAUCCGGUCUAGAUAAUAAUCCCUGCUCUAAGCAAGCAGAAUAUAAAAGCCUGAGACAAUCUGAGUUGAUGUGAGAAAGUACAUUUCUCCUCCAUUUACAUCUUGGCUCAGCAGAAUGAACGUCUUGGUUAGUUUCUGUGUGAUUGCAACAUAUUUAAAACACAGCGGAUGUUGGUCAAAUCACAAGAAACCUUCAUUAUGUGAACUUUUCUUAUUUACUUAUUUGACAUGUUCAACCCCCCCCCCCUCCCACACACACACACAGCCCGCCCCUACACACACACACACAUACCUUGGUGCUAAGUGAUCCUGUACAAUGUGGUCUGCGUUAUCAUUUGCUUGCAUCUACUCUUUAAAAAAAACUAAAUUUAUUUCACAUGCUUUUCUAAUUUUGUAUACAGCGCUAUAUUUACAAAGAUUACAUUAUAUUUCAAAGUUGUAUAUAUCUAUUAGUAGACAAAUAGGUUUAAAGAUAGGAAUACAUUUGGCUUACCAAGAGUAUGUAUUAGGGAGAGGCUGGGAUGAUUCAAAUCUGAGCUUGAUUAUCUUUGUUUAAUCUUUUUAGAAUAAGUUCAGUUAUAAAGAUAAUUAUUUUCCCAUUGCCAAAUUUUAACUAAUUGCUAACCUCCUUAUUCAUUUUUGUAACAAAGGGAAACUUUCUCUGUAUUGUAGCUUGAUAAUCAUGUAAAUCUUCUGACCUUGUUAUUUGUUCUUUGUCUUUGUCCCGAACAGAUAGGAUAUGUAGUGGUUGCAACAUUAGUAGUUAAAGGACAAAACAUUGAUGGGAGAGAAUAUGCAGGUGAACACGAUGAAGUUGGUUUCAGGUUGGAGGUUUCAUUUAACUCAGGCAGAGGUGACAGUGUGACGGAGAGUUGGUUUUAAUGUGAUGUUUUCGAGAAAUCCGUGAACAGGGUGAUGUCUCUGGACACCGGUGUUAUAGAAAUGUGUUAUUUAUUAUAAACUUACAGCAACAUCUACUCUGGGACCACACCAACACUUCCUGUGUACUACUGAUGACUGGAAAUUGUGAAAAAUAUUUACAUCCAUGUCCAAUAAAUGUGAAGCAAGCAAAAGGAUGAGGCAGUUACAUAAUUUGUCCCGUUUAAACAUGUUAAGCGUGAUGAUCCAGCUCAAGCAGUAUAAUUUUAAAAUGAGAUAAUAACAGUGAAUAUCUGUUUUGAUUUCUGUGACGCAAAUCUGCAAUUCAACUGUGAACUUCUAACAUUUCAUCGGUUACAUUUCACAAUGUCCUUGGCUACACGUCUGUAAAACUGUCAAUAUUAUUGUUUCAUUAAGCAUUAAAUAAAUUCCAAACUGAAUUGUUGAGUAAGUAUAAAAUUUCACUUUUUGGUGCAAAUUUGUUGUUUAGGAUUUUCCCAAUUUAUCAAAUCCAUUAGAUUUCAAAAAAAGUCUUGUCCUCCAAAUUUCUACAUAAAAUCCUAUAAUUUCAAUAUCCUCUUCUGUGACCUGAUACAGCAGGGAUUACAGUAGACACCAGAUUAAUACUUUUAAAAAUUAAUACACACAAUUUAUUAAUUUGAUUCGUAAUAUAAUUUCAAAUAUGAAAGAUCAACCAAACCACACAAAAUCACAUUAAUGUCUCCUUUAAAAACCCAUCCCUAGUACAGUUAAUGUGCACUGUAUUUUUUCCAGUUUUUAUUUUAAGCCAUUUACACCCUUACAAAACUGUGGCCCUGCGACAAUGUUUUAUUUUUAUUUUGUAGUGUUGAGAAGUUGUUGCUCAGAUGCAAUGAGCCCAGUGUUCAGCUAGAUGGAGCUGUUCUCCUUUGCUCUGCUCAGGUCUGAUGUGAAGGGGAAAUCUAUCUGUUCUCUUUGGUAUAUAAAUCAAUACUCAACACAUUUUGUUUAACACAAAUUUAUGUUGAAACAUCAAUCGAUUUUGUCUGUGAGCAUAAUCUAACAAGUGUUUCAUAUCAACUGACAGAAAAGGAUUCUUGUUUGUGUCUUGUUGAAAUGCUGUACUACUGACAUUCAUUUCUUAGAGCUCCAUUCAUGUGCUUUCUAUAUGAACCAAUUGAAAUGCCGCCCCCCCCCCCCCCUCCCUGAAUUGUAAUUGAUCGUCUCUAACGCAAGUCUAGGUUGUGUCUUUUGUGUGUUUUUAACAUCUCGGUAUCUCAGGAAGAGGAUUGUGAAAUUGUGUUUUUCUCUCCACUGUUGUUAACCAAAUCAAUCAUUACAGGACGAGUGAGGACCCCAACCCAUGAUAACUGAGUGCACACAUACUCCCCCUAUCCCCUCCCCACCACCCCCAGUGUCCAACUGACAUCUACUGUGAUCGGUCUGUGUUCUCAGGAAUGUGAGCAAUCCUUCUGUACAAACCCUUUUUUCUUUAAGUGAAGAAUGAACAAUAAAAACGUGAUCUUUUUUUAA